AUGCAUGAAGUGUCGGUUGCUGAUUUUGAAAUUCUAAGAAAAUUAGGACAAGGGUCUUAUUCUUCAGUUUAUAAGGUCAGGAGAAAAUCGGAUGGAUAGGAAUAUGCUAUGAAAAAAGUAUAGAUGACUGGAUUAUCAAUUAAAGAAAAAUAAAAUGCUUUGAAUGAAGUAAGAAUUUUAGCAAGUUUAUCUAAUCUUCACAUUAUCGGGUAUAGGGAGGCAUUUAUCAAAGGAGAAACAUUAUUCUUAAUUUUGGAAUUUGCUGGAGGAGGUGAUUUGUAAUAAAAAAUAGAGUACACAAAAAAAAAGGGUUUUGGAUUUCAUUUUGAUGAAUAAUUGAUAUGGAAUUAUUUAAUUGAAAUGUUAGUUGGAUUGAACGAAUUGCACAAUAAUGGUAUUUAUCAUAGAGAUAUUAAAUGUGCGAAUGUAUUUUUGACUUAAGACCAUAAGCAUAUAAAAUUAGGGGACUUAAAUGUGGCAAAAAUAGUGAAAUCAAAUUAACUUGCCAACACCAAAGCAGGCACUCCAUAUUAUGCAAGUCCUGAGGUUUGGAAGGAUGAACCAUACGAUUAAAAAUGUGACAUUUGGUCACUUGGAUGUGUGAUAUAUGAGAUGGCUCAACUAUAACCACCCUUCUUAGCAAAUGAUUUGUAUCAUCUACAGAAGAAAAUUCAAAGGGGAAUUUAUGAACCACUAAAUUAAAGAUACAGCAAAGAACUUAGUUAUUUGAUAUCUAGAUGUCUCUAAGUUUCUCCAAAAACGAGAGCAUCUUGUGAGGAUCUACUCAAUUUAGAGGAAAUCAAAAAGAGACAGUAAUACAGUGAUUCAGGACAAUUGCUAACUAAUGGAUCAAAACUAUUAGGAACCAUUUAUUUGCCCAGAAAUUACAAAGACAUAACUCUACCAAGACCAAGAUAUCAAACUGAUAAUAGUGAUGCUAGUUUGACUCUUAAUAAACGUCCUAGUUCUCGUGUUUAAAGGACAAAAUCAAAUAAUAUUUCGAAUGAUUCUGAUAGUCCUUCAUUUAAGAAGAUUAAAAUAAAAAAUAAAUUGUCAAAUAAUCUCAAUAUUCCAUCUUUGUAAAGAAGCAUUUCUUAAAAUAAUAGCCAACUUAAAGAGAACAUCCCAAAUAGCAGCAACAUUUAUUAAUUGCUACCUCUUCAUCAACAUCACCCAAGUCAUCAAGGAUAUUAAAGCAAUAAUGCAGGAUAAUGCUCUCCGAGACUACGGAAAUAGUUAUCCUCUCCAUAACAAUAAAAAUAAAAAUUAUAAUCAAUUUUAUAAUAAGAUUUUUAUUUACCAAGAAUAGAUUAGAAGUAAUUGAACAAGUACCAAAAAAUCAAUUCAAAAUGUUAUAUUUCAGAUAUCAGGAAAUUAUUGUGA
Molecule: messenger RNA, 1383 nt
Organism: Paramecium tetraurelia
Lineage: Eukaryota; Ciliophora; Oligohymenophorea; Peniculida; Parameciidae
Exons: 1
Biological process (GO): protein phosphorylation
Molecular function (GO): ATP binding; protein kinase activity
Source: RefSeq, a predicted model, not a curated record